Molecule: messenger RNA, 1296 nt
Organism: Necator americanus (New World hookworm)
Lineage: Eukaryota; Metazoa; Nematoda; Chromadorea; Rhabditida; Ancylostomatidae
Exons: 10
Coding region: 1-1296 (431 amino acids)
Molecular function (GO): protein binding
Source: RefSeq, a predicted model, not a curated record
AUGGGCGACAUGAGCGAGCAUGAAGAAUGGCUGGAAGAGUGUUCCGGACGACGUGUAGGACGAUCUCCAGCAGGAGCUGCUGGGCCGUCCAUUCAGGGAUCUCGGUCGCAAAAUGCCAGUCCAAUACUGGGGUCAUCUGCUGCAGCCCCGGCUAUUCCAUCAUUUUCUGGACCACCAAAACGCCUCUUUGCUGGCUCGUCCAACUCAUCUGGAGCUGUGCAAGCAAAUGUUAGCGCUGUGGCUGGUCCUGGUGCAAGUGCAAAUCAGCGCGGAACAACCUCCGAUUGCGGGUCAGAGUACACUAGGUCUCUUGACGACAUUGCUGGUAACAGCCUUGCUCGAUUAGAGAAUAAAACAGAAGGUUCGAUCAAGUUGAAUAUACCGAAUCUCUCAAAUCUAAGGACUAAGGUUAACACAUCGUUUCAUCACAUCGCAAAUUUACCGUGGCGUCUGGCAGCAAAAACAGAAUGCACGAAACGAACCUCACAUGUGAAGUUCUUCUCAGUCUAUAUUGACUGUAAUCCAGAAAGCGAAAGCACUUUGUGGUCCUGUGAUGCUGUAGUGGAGUUUCGUCUUCUAUCACAGCGUCCCGACGUUCCGCACUUCUCUCGACAGUUCACAAAUAAGUUCAAUUUCAACUCAAACAACUGGGGAUUUCCUUCAUUCAUGGAGUGGGGAGAUAUCCUGAAUGUUGACAAAGGCUAUGUGAAGGGUGACCGCGUUGUGGUCGAAGCUAGGAUUACUGUGCAAAAAGUGGUCGGAGUUAGGAAGAAUCCAUGCUUCGACUUUCUAUCCCAAGAACCACAUACUUCUGAUGCGAUACUUGUGAUUGAUGGUGUCAAACUACAUGUUAGCAAAACGUACCUGUCUUUGUAUUCGCCUGUAUUCUACGCUCUCUUCUUCGGGAAAUUUAGUGAACGUGAUAAACGAGAAAUUCCAGUGGAAGAUGUAAUUCUAGAUGAGUUCAUCGAACUGCUCAAUGUCGUCUAUCCAAGUCAUAAACCGAUUUCCACUGAUAAUGUGGAGUUUCUUCUGGAAUUAGGCGACAAAUUCGAGAUACAGUUUGUCAUCGAUGAAUGCGAACGCUUUCUGAUGUCUACUGAGGACAUCGCCAUAGUGACGAAACUUGUAUGGGCAGAUCAGUACUGCUUAGCAAAGUUACAGGACGCAUGUGUACGAACUUUCAAAAGUGUGAACGACAUAAAAGCACUUAAACUUACUGAAGAGUACAAAAACCUUAGCGACACAACGAAGGCCGCACUUCUGGAGAAGAUAUUUAAAAUUCUGAAGGACUAA